Micropterus dolomieu (smallmouth bass) is the source of this 733-nucleotide messenger RNA. RefSeq names its product DELTA-sagatoxin-Srs1a-like. Gene Ontology annotation, molecular function: channel activity. Gene Ontology annotation, cellular component: pore complex. The transcript has 3 exons. Bases 75 to 554 code for a protein of 159 amino acids. NCBI's taxonomy places the organism in Eukaryota, Metazoa, Chordata, Actinopteri, Centrarchiformes, Centrarchidae. Gene Ontology annotation, biological process: monoatomic cation transport; pore complex assembly; cytolysis in another organism. The record is from RefSeq and is a predicted model, not a curated record.
AGCAUCUGUCCGAGCAGAAGGACAGAAAGAUCAGACACAUCCUGUCCAGUGUUGCCUUCAGGGUUCAACACAUCAUGGCAACCCGUCAGUGCACCGUUGAGAUUGACAAUAAGUGCUCUGAGUACACCUUCUGUAACCCGCAGGUGUUCACUUACAGUGGAUCCUAUGAGAAGCCUUUGCCACCAACUCUCGGCCCCUCUGAAUCUUGCAGCGCUCUGUUCAUCAAGACUCCGAGCACAGCGUGUGGAGCUGUUGGAGUCUUCACCUAUGAGCUGCAGAACAAAUCCACAAAGAAAUGUGAUGGGAAAAUGGCCGUCAUGUACUCUGUUCCUUAUGACUUCAACUUCUACUCUAACUAUUACGCAAUGGGCAUCUUUGAUGUGAAUACAAAGUGUGAUUACGACCUUUAUAAAGAGAUGUAUUAUGGGGCAGGGGCAGUGUUUGUCAGACGUGAAGCUAAAGACAGUCUGACUUACAAAGGCAAAGAUGUGACCAUCACAGCCACCAUGUCAGACAGUUACACACCUGUCAUCAAGGUGCAGGUAUCUAACUGAAGCUUCCUUAAACUCUUCAGAUCCUCUACAUUGAACCAGUAAUCCCAGUUGGCCCACUCAGAUAGAAAGUCUGGUUCUGUUUCAUCAGGUCCCUUUUCAUUCUCUACGUUAGUUUCUCUUUAUAUAUCUGCUGUCUGCUUAGAUGCUGAACUUCGUUUCCUUGUUCUGGCACUGACUGU